ACAGACCCGGAAGUGAAGCGAGGGAUCUGGGCGGAAGCGGAGCCGUUCUCCCCGGAAGCGGAAGAACGUGAGCGCUCCGGUGUUCAAGUCCGUUCGUUCCUCUUUCCUCUCGGUCCGGCCAUGGCGAACCGGACGGUGAAGGACGCGCACAGCAUCCACGGCACCAACCCGCAGUACUUGGUGGAGAAGAUCAUCCGCACCCGCAUCUAUGAGUCCAAGUACUGGAAGGAGGAGUGUUUCGGCCUCACUGCUGAGCUGGUGGUGGAUAAAGCCAUGGAACUGAGAUAUGUUGGUGGCGUUUAUGGUGGAAACAUCAAGCCUACACCAUUCCUCUGCUUGACCCUGAAAAUGCUGCAGAUCCAGCCUGAGAAGGACAUCAUUGUUGAGUUUAUAAAGAACGAGGAUUUCAAAUAUGUCAGAAUGCUUGGUGCAUUGUAUAUGAGAUUGACGGGCACUGCCAUUGACUGCUACAAGUACCUUGAACCACUGUACAAUGACUACCGAAAAAUAAAAAGUCAAAACAGAAAUGGGGAAUUUGAGCUGAUGCAUGUGGAUGAGUUUAUUGAUGAACUCCUUCACAGUGAACGUGUGUGUGAUAUCAUUUUGCCUCGACUGCAGAAACGUUAUGUUCUGGAAGAAGCGGAACAACUGGAGACUCGGGUUAGUGCUUUAGAAGAAGAUAUGGAUGAUGUAGAGUCCAGUGAGGAGGAGGAGGAGGAAGAUGAGAAGCUGGAGAGGGCACCUUCCCCUGAUCAUCGCAGAAGAGGCUACAGAGACCUAGAUAAACCUCGAAGAUCUCCAGCUCUGCGAUACAGGAGGAGUCGAAGCAGGUCUCCUAGAAGGCGAAGCAGAUCUCCAAAAAGGAGAAGCCCCUCCCCACGUCGGGAGAGACAUCGCAGCAAAAGUCCAAGGCGACACCGGAGCAGGUCCAGGGAGAGGCGCCACAGAUCAAGAUCUAAAUCUCCAGGGCAUCAUCGUAGCCACCGACACAGAAGCCAUUCUAAGUCACCUGAAAGAUCUAAGAAAAGCCAUAAGAAGAGUCGGCGAGGGAAUGAAUAAUGGACUAAAUCCACUAGGCAGUUUAGGGACCUUGAACUACAAUGUUUGUAGAUAGUGACCUAUUUACGUUAUGGAACAGCAGGACAGGUACUGGCUGCUUUGGCAGUCAGAUUUUUUUUUUUUUAAAUCUUCCUUCCAACCACCCUUUUAUCCCCUUCUUGUACAAGAGAGUUUUUUUUUUUUUUUUUUAAAGGCAGAGAAACUUUUAAUGUACACUAUUCGUUUAUCCUCCUAGUAGAAAGCAUUUCUUAGUGGGAGGAUGGUUGUUGUCUUUAAAUGGCUUUCUUGAAAGCCAGUGUAAAAUAUCAUAAGAGCAAGAUCGAGUUGUUUAAAAUACUUUGUACAUUUUUUAAAAUUGUUAUUAAAUGCUCUUGUUCCUAAACGCCA
Molecule: messenger RNA, 1446 nt
Organism: Dermochelys coriacea (leatherback sea turtle)
Lineage: Eukaryota; Metazoa; Chordata; Testudines; Dermochelyidae
Gene: PRPF38A
Product: pre-mRNA processing factor 38A
Exons: 10
Coding region: 121-1059 (312 amino acids)
Cellular component (GO): precatalytic spliceosome
Source: RefSeq, a predicted model, not a curated record